GAUUUGUUCUUUUUGAACGAAUCGUUCACUCACUUGCCAACACUAGUGUUGUGUCGGCACCUCACGUGCUUAGCUAGUGCGGGAGCCGAUUUUGUAUUGAUUCUCAUAUAUGUCCAAUUCGAAACAGACACCGGACCAUGGCGACUUUUCUGAGGGGGAUCAUCAAUUUCUCUAAGCAGUGGUUUGCGUUAACAGUUGACACUGAAAGGUGUAGGAGAAUUAUCCAUCUGUCACCUUCAAGACUGGAAGACCACCACUCUGAUGACAAAACUGAAUUGUCAGAGGCAGCCUAUGAGAAGCUGGCUGAUGAGACGCUUUAUGCGCUGGCUGAUUACUUUGAAGACUUAAUGGAUGAACCUUUCACUGGACCAGAGUAUGAUGUUGUGCUCUCUAGCGGUGUGCUGACAGUCAAGUUGGGUGGUCACCAUGGAACCUACGUGAUCAACAAGCAAACGCCAAACAGACAGAUUUGGUUGGCUUCUCCAACAAGUGGACCAAAACGCUACAAUUGGACAGGAAGUGGUUGGGUCUAUACUCAUGAUGGCAUCAGCCUGCACCAACUCCUGUCUGAAGAGUUUUCUGCCAUCUUCAAAAAGAACAUGGACCUCUUUGGCCUGCCCAAGUCCUGAUAUGUCAAGCCUUAUUCUGUUCUGCUAUGAGUUCUAUGGAUAACAGAAUUAAUAUAAACCUUUAUUUGACCAUCUGUU
Molecule: messenger RNA, 707 nt
Organism: Syngnathus acus (greater pipefish)
Lineage: Eukaryota; Metazoa; Chordata; Actinopteri; Syngnathiformes; Syngnathidae
Gene: fxn
Product: frataxin
Exons: 5
Coding region: 138-629 (163 amino acids)
Biological process (GO): intracellular iron ion homeostasis; iron incorporation into metallo-sulfur cluster
Cellular component (GO): mitochondrion
Molecular function (GO): 2 iron, 2 sulfur cluster binding; iron chaperone activity; ferrous iron binding
Source: RefSeq, a predicted model, not a curated record